Molecule: messenger RNA, 719 nt
Organism: Cylicostephanus goldi
Lineage: Eukaryota; Metazoa; Nematoda; Chromadorea; Rhabditida; Strongylidae
Source: the annotation of a GenBank genome assembly
GAAAAAAAAAGCUCUUACAUUCGCCUAUGUCUGUGUAACUCGUUACUGCUGAGCAUUUGUAGAGAUCGUGACUCGGAUGAGUUCAUUAACGCUUGCACUUUGGUGCACGAUGCAGUAAAGGAGAUCCGAAAUGCCUUGUUGGUUAAUCGACAUCCCGAAGAUGUCGACUCAGACAACGAGUAUGAAGAUGAUGGACAAACGAAUGCACCCGACAACACGAGCAGGAUAUCAGAAGGAGAAAAUCAACAGCGAAUUAUGCGUCGUUUGCCUGAAGAAGACAAGAAGAGAAUUCAGGAGCAGAUUGAUGUGUUCAAGAUCACUCAAACCAAAUUCGAAAGAGAGGUAGCCAAGUGGGAUGAGAGUGGUAACGACAUCAUUGUAUUAGCAAAACAUAUGUGCAUGAUUAUGACGGAUAUGACUGAUUUUACUAGAUUUGGCGUUAAAAUCGUCAUUAUAGUCAAUCUGUAUUACAGGGGCCAUGGUCCAUUGAAGACGACCAUGGACGUGAUUCGAGCCGCGCAAGAAAUUUCAGUUGAUGGAUCAAAGCUGAAUGCUUUGGCGAAACAAAUUGGAGAUGAAAGUGUGGACUCGAAUACCAAGGCAGAUCUCUUCGCUUACUUAUCGCGAAUCACUUUGUAUUGCCAACAACUGAAUAUCUGUAGUAAGGGCGAGGUUAGCAUUGCGUUUCGCCUAAGCUAUCUCAAAAAUGAGUUAUAAGU